This is a messenger RNA of Tripterygium wilfordii, 1129 nucleotides long. RefSeq names its product 60S ribosomal protein L7-2-like. Gene Ontology annotation, molecular function: structural constituent of ribosome; RNA binding. Gene Ontology annotation, biological process: maturation of LSU-rRNA from tricistronic rRNA transcript (SSU-rRNA, 5.8S rRNA, LSU-rRNA). The record is from RefSeq and is a predicted model, not a curated record. Gene Ontology annotation, cellular component: cytosolic large ribosomal subunit. Bases 138 to 875 code for a protein of 245 amino acids. Lineage: Eukaryota; Viridiplantae; Streptophyta; Magnoliopsida; Celastrales; Celastraceae. The transcript is spliced from 7 exons.
AUUCAACAGGAUCUUACAAAACCCUAAUGCAUCGCAACUACUUAAAUCUCUCUACCAGAGCCGCUGCACUCGACAGUCUCCUUGGCCGACGACUGAUUUGAUUUCUUCAAGGUUUCGAAUAUCAACCCAUCUCGGAGAUGGGUGAGGAAGUGAAGGGAGCAGUUGUGGUUCCAGAGUCGGUGUUGAAGAAGAGGAAAAGAGAAGAAGAAUGGGCUCUUGCUAAGAAACAAGAUCAGGAAGUUCAGAAGAAGAAGGCAGCUGAGAAGCGCAGGUUGAUUUUCAGCAGAGCUAUGACGUAUUCGAAGGAGUAUGAUGAGGAGCAAAAGAAGUUGAUUCAAUUGAAGCGUGAGGCGAAAUUGAAGGGAGGGUUCUAUGUCAACCCAGAAGCCAAGCUGCUGUUCAUCGUUAGGAUUCGCGGUAUCAAUGCAAUGCACCCAAAGACCAGGACAAUUUUGCAGCUUCUGCGUUUGAGACAGAUUUUCAAUGGUGUUUUUCUGAAAGUAAACAAGGCAACCAUGAAUAUGCUGCACAGGGUUGAGCCCUAUGUGACCUAUGGUUAUCCAAACUUGAAGAGUGUCAGGGAAUUGAUUUACAAGAGAGGUUACGGGAAAGUAAACAAGCAGAGAAUUGCUUUGACUGACAACUCGAUAAUUGAACAGGUCUUGGGCAAGUAUGGAAUCAUCUGUAUGGAAGAUCUCAUUCAUGAAAUCAUGACUGUUGGGCCCCAUUUUAAGGAGGCUAACAACUUCCUAUGGCCCAUCCAGUUGAAGGCACCUCUUGGUGGUUUGAAGAAGAAAAGAAAUCACUAUGUUGAAGGUGGUGAUGCAGGGAACCGUGAAGAUUAUAUCAAUGAGCUUAUCAGGAGGAUGAACUAGAUUUCUGUGGUGCCAUUAUUAGUCUGCUACUUGACGUACCGAGUUGUUUGCUGUUCUAAUUUUUAUCAGACAUUUGUUUCUUUUCUGGAUAGAGUAAUCCAAGUUGAUUGGCAGUUAUGUUUCUUUGACAUGGUUUCUGACUAUCUUUUUGUUCAAUACUUGGCUUAUAUUUUGCUCUCUCUGAAUGUGUUUGCCCUGCCACUGGAUACACUACUAUUUUCGUUAGGUUUAAUUACAGAUGAGUUUUCAGAGCA